This is a messenger RNA of Pipistrellus nathusii (Nathusius's pipistrelle), 639 nucleotides long. The record is from the annotation of a GenBank genome assembly. Lineage: Eukaryota; Metazoa; Chordata; Mammalia; Chiroptera; Vespertilionidae.
AUGGCGGGCCGUCGCGGGGCGCUCAUCGUGCUGGAAGGCGUGGACCGCGCCGGGAAGACCACGCAGAGCCGCAAGCUGGUGGCCGCGCUGUGCGCCGCCGGCAAACGCGCCGAGCUGCUGCGCUUCCCGGAAAGAUCAACUGAAAUUGGCAAACUUCUGAGCUCUUAUUUGGAAAAGAAGAGUGAGGUGGAGGAUCACUCAGUGCACCUACUUUUCUCUGCAAACCGCUGGGAACAAGUGCCAUUGAUUAAGGAGAAGUUGAGCCAGGGCAUCACCCUCAUCGUGGACAGAUAUGCGUUUUCUGGUGUUGCCUUUACCAAUGCUAAGGAGAACUUCUCCCUGGAUUGGUGCAAGCAACCGGAUGUGGGCCUUCCCAAACCAGACCUGGUCGUGUUUCUUCAUCUGAAGUUGGCAGAGGCUGUGGAGCGGGGCGGGUUCGGACAAGAACGCUAUGAGGAUGGGGCCUUCCAGGAACGGGCACUGCGAUGCUUCUACCAGCUCAUGGAGGACAGGACCUUAAACUGGAAGAUGGUUGAUGCUUCCAAAAGCAUUGAAGACGUCCACAAGGAGAUUUGUGCACUCUCUGAGGAUAUCAUCCAGACCGUAGCACGGAGGCCGCUGGGGAAGCUGUGGACGUAA